ACUUAGUUACAAUUUUACAUUGGAACCUGUUCUUGUAACUCCCAAACUCUUCUAAUCUUGUUCCCGCUGUAUUUCUUGCUGUCUGCUACCAAUUUUCCUGUACACGUCUGCAACCAUCAACGUCUCGCUAUGAAUUCACUCCGAGCCAUGAGGCCAUUGGCCUCCCGUAUCCAACCAUCCACGCUUCCAAGAGUGACACGGCCGUUUUCUUCCACCCCAGCUAGAUCCUAUGAGUAUGUCAUGACGUCAAAGCCUAAACCUGGUGUUGGCCAAGUCACGCUCAACCGCCCAAAGGCUCUAAAUGCUCUAUGUACGCCUUUAAUUACCGAGUUGAAUCAAGCACUCCGCGAGUUCAACUUAGCCGACGAUGUGUCGGUCAUCAUCCUGACGGGCUCCCAGAAGGCUUUUGCUGCUGGUGCUGACAUCAAGGAAAUGGCGCCUCUCACCUUCUCUGAGGCUUACACGAACAGCUUCAUCGAAUCCUGGUCAGAUCUCACAACGCAGGUUAAAAAGCCUAUUCUAGCUGCCGUGUCGGGGCACGCUCUUGGCGGCGGCUGCGAGCUGGCCAUGAUGUGUGACGUCCUUUAUUGUACCGAGUCUGCCAACUUCGGACAGCCCGAGAUCAAGCUCGGCACUAUACCCGGCGCCGGUGGCAGUCAGCGACUGACGCGAGCUAUCGGCAAGUCCAAGGCCAUGGAGCUCAUUCUCACCGGCAAAUCGUUCUCAGGCGUCGAUGCUGAGAAAUGGGGGCUUGCCGCAAAAGCAUUCCCGGACUACGAGGCGCUUAUGGAGGGUGUAAUGAAUACGGCUGAGACCAUCGCCGGAUACUCCAAGGUCGCCAUCAUUGGGGCUAAGGAAGUCGUGAACAAGAGCCAGGAUCUCGGUCUGCGGGACGGAGUCGAGUACGAGCGGAGAGUGUUCCACAGUAUUUUUGGUAGCCAGGACCAGAAAAUUGGUAUGAAGGCAUUUGCCGAGAAGAAGAAAGCUGAAUGGACUCACCAGUAACGACAAAGCGCAAGGCAUCUGUUUAAUAGUUUAGACCAAUUAUGAGACAAGAAUGUUCUCACAGAUGAGCAAGCCAAACGAGUAUAUUGUAUGCUUCCUCUUGUCUGUCUGUAAGGGGCCUACGACAAAUAGCUGGCUGAGGGAGGGCAUUAUCCAAGUAUGAGUGGGAGGCACAUGACACCAAUAGCUGUCUCAACCUACCUACUCCAGCCAGCUUUGACACUAUUUCUAUAAUUACACGGCUGUCAUAGCCCGGCUCUGUAACAACAUGGGUUUCUAAAUGUAGAAACUGAGUGAAUAAGUCUUAGAGCUAUUGUCGUGCCCAGCUCA
Messenger RNA from Xylaria bambusicola, 1335 nucleotides. Its product is annotated as ClpP/crotonase-like domain-containing protein. The record is from RefSeq and is a predicted model, not a curated record. NCBI's taxonomy places the organism in Eukaryota, Fungi, Ascomycota, Sordariomycetes, Xylariales, Xylariaceae. The transcript is spliced from 2 exons. Gene Ontology annotation, cellular component: mitochondrion. Gene Ontology annotation, molecular function: enoyl-CoA hydratase activity. Bases 130 to 1005 code for a protein of 291 amino acids. Gene Ontology annotation, biological process: fatty acid beta-oxidation.